AUGCGUCUCUCUUACUUCCUGGCAGGCUCUCUAUCAGUGCUUGCCCUUCGUGCAGACCCUUUGCCUCUCCUGAAGCCGAACCCGGUUGUCCCAGUUGGGGCUCUCCAGCCAAGGCAGACCAUCACCCCUGGCGGUCCUCCUUGCGGACAGAACAAUGCUACAAACAGGGGCUGCUGGAAGAACUACUGGAACGUCAGCACGGACUAUGAACUGACGAUUCCCACCGGCACCACCAGAGUAAUUGAUCUCACCAUCACCAACAUCACAUCAUUCUCGGCAGAUGGUGUUGCAAAGCCUGUCAUGUUGAUAAACGGAAUCUUCCCGGGACCUGUCAUCCAAUGCGAUUGGGGAGACUGGCUGGAGCUUCGGGUCCAUAACAACCUCAAGGAUAACGGCACCGGCAUCCACUGGCACGGCCUGAGGCAGCUCAACAGCAACAACCAAGACGGCGCCGGCGGGAUCACCGAGUGCCCAAUUGCCCCCGGCUCCAGUCGAAGCUACACCUUCCGGGCUGUUCAAUAUGGCACGUCCUGGUACCACAGCCACUUCUCUAUCCAGUAUGGCAACGGCGUCGUUGGUGCCGUCGUGGUCAACGGCCCGGCCAGCGCGAAUUACGACAUCGACCUGGGGCCAUUCGUCCUUACCGACUGGUACUGGCAGACCGCCGACAUCUUGCAGCUCAAGGCUGAGCAGGCCACAGGCCCUCCGCCCCCGGCCGACAACAUCCUGUUCAACGGCACCAACAUCAACCCGCGGGGCUCGGGCGGGCGGUACCAGCGCGUCAAGCUGACGCCGGGGAAGAAGCACCGACUCCGCAUCAUCAACACCUCGGUCGACAACGGCUUCACCGUGUCGCUCGUCGGCCAUUCCUUCACCGUCAUCUCGACGGACCUCGUGCCGACCCGGCCCGUGGUCAAGACCCAGCUGUUCCUGGGCGUCGGCCAGCGGUACGACGUCGUCAUCGAAGCCAACCAGCCCGUGGCCAACUACUGGUUCAACGUAACGCUGGGCGGCGGCGGCCGCUGCGGCGUCUGCAACAACCCCUUCCCGGCCUCCAUCUUCUCCUACGACGGCGCGCCCGCAAACGCCAACCCGACCAACCGCGGCACACCCAUCACGGCCGACUGCAAGGACACGGUCGGCCCCUUCGUCCCCGUGGUCGUCCGGUCGGCGCCGCGGUCGCAGUUCGCAGCCCAGCACAGGGAGCUGCCUGUCAACCUUACGACGACGGUGACGAGCCGCGGCAACGUCUUCCACUGGCUCGUCAACGGGUCCGGCAUCGACGUCGAGUGGGACCGGCCGAUCCUGCAGUACGUGGCCGAGCGCAACAGCUCGUGGCCGCGCGCCGCCAACGUCGUCAGCGUGCCCCGGCGCGGCGUAUGGACCUUUUGGGUCAUCAACAACGCCCAGGGCUCGCUGCCGCAUCCCAUCCACCUGCACGGCCACGACAUGAUGGUGCUGGGCGCCGGCGACUCCGGCCGGUUCGACCCGGCCGCCGACGUGGGUCGGCUCAACUUCGACAAUCCCGUCCGCCGCGACGUGGCCAUGCUGCCGCCUGGCUGGCUCGUCAUCGCGUUCGAGACAAACAACCCGGGCGCGUGGCUGAUGCACUGCCAUAUUGGCUGGCACGUCAGCCAGGGGCUCAGCGUGCAGUUCCUCGAGAUCGAAGCCGAGAUCCCGCAGGUCAUGAAGCUGGACCAAAUCCAGCCCACGUGCGACGCAUGGCGCGCCUACUGGCCCAAGGCGUACUACCCCAAAAUCGACUCGGGUCUGAGGAAGCGGAUGGAUCUAGACUGGGGCCUUAAUGUAUAG
Molecule: messenger RNA, 1812 nt
Organism: Gaeumannomyces tritici R3-111a-1
Lineage: Eukaryota; Fungi; Ascomycota; Sordariomycetes; Magnaporthales; Magnaporthaceae
Product: laccase-2
Exons: 7
Coding region: 1-1812 (603 amino acids)
Molecular function (GO): oxidoreductase activity; copper ion binding
Source: RefSeq, a predicted model, not a curated record